Molecule: messenger RNA, 1044 nt
Organism: Patiria miniata (bat star)
Lineage: Eukaryota; Metazoa; Echinodermata; Asteroidea; Valvatida; Asterinidae
Product: melatonin receptor type 1B-like
Exons: 1
Coding region: 1-1044 (347 amino acids)
Biological process (GO): G protein-coupled receptor signaling pathway
Cellular component (GO): membrane
Molecular function (GO): G protein-coupled receptor activity
Source: RefSeq, a predicted model, not a curated record
AUGGAGAGCAACAACAGCAGAGACGUGCCUACAAUUGUGCCGACAGUGCAUGUUGAAGAUGAGUUAUCGAGCCUGAUUGCCAUGACGAUAUACCUUGCAUUGCUGGCCAUUUUUGGUCUGGUCGGCAAUGUGUUGGUGAUCAUCUCCGUGGUGAUUUCACCCCAGCUGCGCAACACCUCCUACACCUUCAUCGUCAAUCUCAGCAUUGCUGACUUGUCCGUCAACGUGCUGGUGGUCCCCACCAUCUGCUACUCCUUAUUCCACUAUGGCUGGCCCCGCAGCCCGUUCUGGUGCCAGUGGAUCAGCAGCAUGUUCUUCCUGACGACCGGUAUCUCUCUCCUGAUGCUCAUGGUCAUCGCGUUCAGCCGCAACUGCCUGGUAUCCUGCUCCCGCACGUCUUACAACAGGUACUGUGGCUGGAAAGGGGUUGCGGUCACCAUCUCUGUGAUCACGGUGGGUACCAGCAUCGUGCUGGUGCUCAUUCCGGUCUUCACCGGUGUAACAGUGGCCCAUUACGACCCCGGCGUCCACUUCUGCUACUUGGACAACAAGGACGAUAAGACCUUCUGGUACACCAGUGCCAUGCUGAUAUAUGGCGCCCUCACAUGUUUCCUUCUCAUUCCGUUCCUGUACUACAGGACAUUCCGAACGCUGAACAAGAGCAAACGGCGACUGUGGGCAGUUCGACACGCCCAGAGCCAAAACGACCACAACAACAGCGACAACAGCCGCCGCAAUCAACCCGUGCUGAACAGACAGCAAUACUACAUGCAUCCAGCGGAGGUGCGCCUGACAAAAAUGAGCGCUCUGAUUUUCAUGCUCAUGGCAAUUUGUUGGAUUCCUCUCUGGACCGUUCAUUUCUGCCGGCUAGGCACCGAGGUCCCAUACAGCGUGCAGCGACUUGGAGUACUUCUUGUCUUGACAAACUCGUCCAUUAACCCUUACAUCUACGCCUGGCUCAAUAAGCGUUUCCUCCGGGCAUACAAACGAAUUCUGUUGUGCCGUAGCCACCCGCAAGGCCGUGUUUCCCAUUUGAAUUUGUAA